AUGUCUGCAAUGGAUGUUGAUGAGACUCCUGUCCAGGCUGUAGCGGCGACAGGAUCGAAACGAUUUGAGAUCAAGAAGUGGAAUGCGGUCGCUCUUUGGGCAUGGGAUAUCGUAGUAGAUAAUUGCGCUAUAUGUCGCAACCACAUCAUGGAUCUAUGUAUCGAAUGCCAAGCAAAUCACGCAUCAGAAAAUACGGAGGAGUGCACUGUCGCUUGGGGUCAUUGCAACCACGCCUUCCACUUUCAUUGUAUUUCGCGUUGGCUGAAGACGCGCCAGGUGUGCCCUCUGGAUAACAGGGACUGGGAAUUCCAAAAACCACCUAGUCCGAAGGAUAACCUUGCCCAGAUGUCAGACGACAUGACGACCAUAAUGAAUGACAUAAUAAAGGGUGUGGAAAAUCAGGUUGUCGACGCGGGCGCCACGGACGUGAGCAUCCUCGAACAGCAUGACUACGCCGCACGGGUUGUGUACUACUCGUGA
Molecule: messenger RNA, 480 nt
Organism: Dibothriocephalus latus
Lineage: Eukaryota; Metazoa; Platyhelminthes; Cestoda; Diphyllobothriidea; Diphyllobothriidae
Source: the annotation of a GenBank genome assembly